This is a messenger RNA of Diachasmimorpha longicaudata, 2910 nucleotides long. RefSeq lists its product as uncharacterized. NCBI's taxonomy places the organism in Eukaryota, Metazoa, Arthropoda, Insecta, Hymenoptera, Braconidae. The record is from RefSeq and is a predicted model, not a curated record. Gene Ontology annotation, molecular function: protein binding. The transcript has 10 exons. Gene Ontology annotation, cellular component: plasma membrane. Bases 318 to 2315 code for a protein of 665 amino acids.
AACACUCGGCCUCUCGAUGACGAAUUCACGAAUACAUCAAGUUGUCAUGAGAAACAACAGUUUCUGAUAGUAUUCAACGCCUCGAGGAGUUCUCCCGCGCUGUAGCUCGCGAUAUUGCCGACACUAUUAAGUUUAAAAACCGCGCGAGUCUCAUUUCUCGGUCGUUUUCACUUGGUGCACGUUGUGCCGCUGACCGGAGAUAACUUGUGUUUUCAGUCAGUGAAUGGAAAUUAUAGGAAUUGAAAUUCGACGAGACUGUUGAGUUAAUUAUAUAGUUAAUGCGUUAAACAAAUAACUUCCGGUGGAAGAGAGUGCAAAUGAUGAAUUUUCAGAUGAAGAUGGAGAAUAGGGGGUACGAGGAGGACUCUUUGAACCUCGAGGACCACCAGCACACGCCUCAAGAGCAGGAAGUGGAUGUCGAGCGAUCAGAGACACCAGACACUCACGUCUACGAGGAUAUAAUCGUUGGAAUGGAGAAGCAGGUACCAAGUGUAUUUGAUAAUCGUCUGGAGAUGAGCUGCACCACCGACGACUCACAGCGUACGUUUCAGAGGAAUUUGACAUUACCCCUACGUAGAAAUAGUGCAUUUAAUAAGGAGGAAAUAACGAGGUACUCGGUAAGAGUGACUAGUACAGAGAAAAAUCCAGUUUCAAGGGAGAAUAAGCAGAGUGAUGACAGUUUAAUGGAGAUAAGUGAAAAACCACGAAGAAGAAGAAAAAAAGAUUGCAAACAUUGCAAAAUGAAGGCGAGUGAGGAGGCCAGGACGCAGAGAUAUGUCGAGAGGAAUGCGACUGUUCUGGAGCCAAUAUUCACGAUUCCUGAUGGCAGACUUCCAGGUUUUGCAGUGGCGGGGCAAAACGGAUGCUGCGUGAACACCUGCACGGUCUUUGCGAUAGCCAAUGGACAGGUGGGUGGCAUAUGCGGUGGGGGAUUCUACGACAGAAAGCUUCUGAAUUAUGAUAAGGCCGAGGGUGAGCCCCGGCUGGUGACGCUGGAGGAGGACAGGGCACUCCUGACACCACCGAAGCAUCGAACGGGAAUGAAAGUCAAUUCGAUUUAUUCGCAGGACCAGUGGAGGGUUAAGGAUCCUGGGGGAUUCGUUGGGGAGUUCAAGGAACAGUCUUUCCAGAGAGCGUAUUCGCUGCCAACACGCACCCAGAGCCCCUCCUCCCAGAACAGGGUGAACCUCCGGAGAAGUGUGCGAGGUGAGCCCCCACCUCAACCCGCACGACUUCGAAAAAAUCGUCACGGAUGGACUCUCCACUUCGCUCGACCGCUGGACGGCACGGGCUGCACCAAAUCCAUUAUUCUACUUCUCAUCACUGUCCUGGCACUCCUGGGGAUCGGUGCAAUAGCCCUCUACAUCGUCUUCGAACCCGAGAAACUCCAAAUAAUUCAGCAAUAUCUUCGCUCGGGCGAAAACCCCACGACAAAUGUCACAUCACAUCCACUGAUGAUCGGUACAAACAGCCCCGAGGAGUCAACUCCACUCCCAAGCCUCGUUCAACUACCAUCGACGACAAAUAUCCCACUUCCUGAGUUCACUACCACGGUAACAGAGCCACAGGAAACGGAAACGCCAGUGCCACCGAGCGUGAUAACACCGAUGAAUAUUACACGCCACUGCGACGACUGUUACAAGGGCGAAGUGUGUGUUGCACUCGUCGACGAAGAUGUACCAGUGUGCAGAAUUGGCCUGGACUCAGCUGAUCCCACCGGCUGUGCUGGACUGUGUGUUGUCAAUAGGCAGAAGUGCCAUCGACUUGACAUCGAUGCUUUCAGGUGCGUCGAGGUGGAACACGACUGCUUGGAGGGCGAGUGGACGUGCUCGAACAGCCUGUGCAUCCCGACGGUGAAGCGGUGCGAUGGACACAUGAAUUGUUACGACCACUCGGACGAGUACAACUGCAAGUGUGACCCUCAGACGCACUUCCAGUGUGGCAACGAGACGUCGUGCCUCCCCCUCGAGAAACGUUGUGACGGAAAAAUCGACUGUUGGGAUGCCACUGACGAGAUUAACUGUACCCUCGGUGAUGACCUAGCCUGUCCAUCGAGCAACGAGUACACCUGCAGUAACGGUCAAUGCAUACUCAAGUCCAGGUUUUGUGAUGGAUUGAGGGAUUGUACCGAUGGAUCUGAUGAGCCCAGAGGUUGUCGGGGUCGUUGUAAUAAACAGGAAUUCACUUGUCGCAAUGGAAGAUGCAUAACUCGAAACUUGAAGUGUAACGGAAUCGACGACUGCGGCGAUGGAUCAGACGAGUUGCACUGCCGAGAUCGUGCGACUCCGUCCAGUAUCAGGCGGCAAAGAAGAUAAACUCAACUUAAUAAAAAAAAGUAUUAGCAGAAGAGAAAUACGAGAGACUGUACAGUGAAUCAUUGCAAAUAACUGUAAAAAUGAGCACGAUACAUCAAUUAUUUUGAAUUAAUAAUAAAUAGUUAAGGUUUGAGAGUAUUUAAAGAAACUUGAGGAUUUCGUACUUUUUCAAUGUUUCGAGAGAGGGUUUGUGAUAGUUAGAUAUUGAAUUAGAAAUUAUUAUUUUCAUCGAUUUCUUUACUUUCUGUGGACAGUUUUUAAAUUGACUCCUGGGAGGUGGCUCAGCACACCGAGAUGAAUUCGGUUUUAAUUAUGAGUGAGUGAAUUCUGUAAUAUUUUUCAAAUGUUUUUAUGGUCUUUAAUGUUCUGGGAGGGAUUAGGAGCGAGCGCUCCGUUUUAGAAAAAAAUUUGUCCUUAUGUUUUUUGCAUUUAAAAAAUUUGUACUGCUGAAGCUCAGCAAAAUUCAAAGAUAAUUCUAUGAGAAGUGGAAUAGGAAAAUUCGUAUGAGUUUGUGUAAAUUAUGCGCCGUUUUUUUUCGUAAUUUUCCUUUUGUACAAUUUUUAAUCACGAAAUAAAAGACGUUGAUAAAUAAAAA